AUGCCGAAAGCAUCAAAGAGGCAGAAGGAGAAAAAGGCCGACUUUCAGAAGACCAAGCUCAAACUAGGAAAGGGAAAGCAGGCGGCCAACAAUGCUACUGAUGUCUCCUUCAAGGCCAAAACCAUCGCUUUACCACAGCAGUCGAUCAAUGUAGAUAAGUCCGGUAAGCUUGUCAACUCUCGCAAUCUCACAAUAGCCGACCUAGCUCUUCAACUCCGUCACUACUCGGCAGCAGUACGAAGAGAUGCUAUCACAGGGAUCAAAGAGAUCCUCACGCUUCAUCCAAGCCUGCUGAUGACGGAUGCCGCAUCGAUCGUACCCGAACUUUCACGCUGCAUCGGCGAUGAGGAUGCCGCAGUGCGCAAGCAGCUGCAUGCCUUGAUCGCAUGGAUGCUACCCCAAAUUCCGGCUCAACUGCUUGGCACUUUCCAGAACACGCUACUUCUCUUCACAACCUCGGCUCUCAGCCACAUCUAUCCCGAGGUGCGACUUGACGCCGUCAAGAUUCUCGACGUCUGUCUCAAUGUUCUGCCACAUGCUGCAACAACAGGAUGGGAGAAUGCUGUCCACAAGAUGGCCAGCGCUGUAUCCUCAGCUUCGAACAGGAACAGGACGACAUCCUCAGAUACAGUGGGGCCAAGCAGCGCCACGCACCAACCUCACGGUGAACGGAUCAUGAACUGCUAUCUCAACCUUUUGGGUAUCACGCAAAGGUCUAGCUCUGCUGCAUCCAUCACCGCCACCGACCUUGCGUCUGCAUCUAAGCUGCUUAUCAUCAGAUCGCUUCGGACGUUCCUUUCGCAUGCGCUUCGAUCCACGUCGGACGAGGAUUCGGACGCAGAUUUCCAACAUAGCUGCCCGACUUGGUUCUUCCGCUCAGCCUUUGCUUGCCCGGCGGAGUUUGAGUACUUUCAACGGAUCCUCGGUCGUAAAUCAAGCUCGAUCCAAUCGCGCUGCGUUGAAGUGAAACACGCAAAGAAGCACGAGGUGGAUGGCUCAACUGGUGUCCGAGAAUCAUAUUCUGACUGGCCGCCCCUCGCCUCAGCUGCGACAAGUCUCAUGGACCUGGAUUUCACUUUGGGCACUUCUCUGCACCAGUCGGACCUCUUUGACUCUCUGCAUAUGGCAUCUACCCUGGAGCCGUCCCUCUCCACGGCUUCGUCCGUGACGUUGUCCGCUAAACCUACACAAUCCGCUGCCUUGUCGCUGUACACUUUGUUGGAUCCUGCCUUGUUAGCCUCUUUCCUCGAUACCGCCCCAUCGGCGUUCCAGCCUGAUCUGGAUCUAUCGCUGCCUUCGCGCGGCCAGAACGUUGGACUUUCCACUCCGGCACAGCUCAUCUUUGAACUCAUCAGUCUUAUGCGAGCACUGUGGCGAGGCUCAACUGUUGGUUGCACACAAGCAAGAACAGCACUCGCAAACACGCUGGGCCACGUCUCAAUCUACUUUCCAUUCAGCCACCGUACGAGUUCAAGCGGUCUCUCGGCCAGAGCAAAGUCAGCAGUGGUGCAGGUGGACCUCGCCUAUGCUGAGUUGGUAGCUCUGUUGGCCUUGAAUGACGCCAAGCUACAAAAAGUCAAGUCCAAGUUCAAUGUCAAAGUGCAGAUCGCUUCCGUCUCUUCUUUCAUUGGCGAGCUACUCUCGACCCCGGUCACGGAAUCUGGCACCGUUUCGCUCGACACUGUCAGUGCAUCUGCAGCUGGUGUUCUCGACCCAAACACUUUCCGCGCUCUGCUCCCGACUCUGUGGUUCCUGCUGGGCACAGAACACGAGACACUCUUAGACAGCUUGCUGGCCACUUUCCACACUCAUACCAACCAGCAUCGGGUCAAGCCUGUCUUGUUCGAAUUUUUGGCCCGCGCCUUCCUGCUUUCGAAGAUGAGGGCAAGCACACCUUUUACCAACCAAGAAAACGACCGUAUCCUAGAGAGCCUGCUAUCGACACUUCCACGCAGCCUCUGGGAGGCCGCGUCCUCAUCCGCCGGAUUCACAUUCGCCGGUGUGCAGCUCGAGUUUCUGCAUUUCCUCCUCUUGUCAUCCUCGCCACCUGCCAACCUGGCCUACGAUAAACUUGGGCCAUUCUACUUUUUUCGACACCCUACCAAGAAGGUGUCGGGUCCAGGGCCGUUCUCGAGGCUUCCGCAUACACUGCGCAAGCUUGCACUUGACAACAUUGCACUUCUGCAAGGUCGAGAUAGCAAGCUUGACAAAGCCAUGUCACAGGCACUGGAAUUUGCUCAAACCAGCACAUCAGGCUGA
This is a messenger RNA of Mycosarcoma maydis (corn smut), 2259 nucleotides long. RefSeq lists its product as uncharacterized. The record is from RefSeq and is a predicted model, not a curated record. Gene Ontology annotation, cellular component: nucleus. The transcript has a single exon. Gene Ontology annotation, biological process: rRNA processing. Lineage: Eukaryota; Fungi; Basidiomycota; Ustilaginomycetes; Ustilaginales. The coding region runs from base 1 to 2259 and encodes 752 amino acids.